Molecule: messenger RNA, 1689 nt
Organism: Pelobates fuscus (common spadefoot toad)
Lineage: Eukaryota; Metazoa; Chordata; Amphibia; Anura; Pelobatidae
Gene: PLEKHA3
Product: pleckstrin homology domain containing A3
Exons: 8
Coding region: 240-1136 (298 amino acids)
Biological process (GO): retrograde transport, endosome to Golgi; endosome organization; receptor recycling
Cellular component (GO): early endosome; recycling endosome; trans-Golgi network
Source: RefSeq, a predicted model, not a curated record
GCGCGGAGUGCACGGGAAGUGUUAGCAGGAGGAAGAUCCAGCAGCCGGAUAGAGACAGAGCCAGCGGCGAAUGGGACCAGGACGUGCGGUGUCCGGGCUGGGCGCUCCAGCAUCCCCCGGCCCAGUCAUGAACAGCCCGGCCUCCCCAGCCCCGGGAGUGUAACCGGCCGAGCGUGCCCGUCACGGAGCCCCGAGCCCGGGGAGAGGAUGCUAAGACAGUCCGCGGUCUCAGGCCAGCUAUGGAAGGGGUUCUGUUUAAAUGGACCAAUUACAUCACAGGUUGGCAACCUCGUUGGUUUGUGUUAGACAAUGGUAUUCUGUCUUACUAUGAUUCCCAAGAUGAUGUUUUCAAAGGCAGCAAAGGAAGUAUUAAAAUGGCAGUAUGUGAAAUUAAAGUUCAUUCAACAGACAGCACAAGAAUGGAACUCAUUAUCCCGGGUGAGCAACAUUUCUAUUUAAAAGCAGUAAGUGCAGCUGAGAGGCAGAGGUGGUUGGUGGCAUUAGGAAGUUCUAAAGCUUGCCUGACAGACAACAGAACAAAGAAAGAGAAAGAAAUAAGUGAAACCAAUGAAUCUCUGAAAACCAAAAUGUCGGAACUCCGUCUGUAUUGUGACCUGUUGAUGCAGCAGGUUCAUACUAUCCAGGAAUUUGUGAAUCAGGAUGAAAAUCGUCCAUCUCCAAGUACUGAGAACAUGAAUGAGGCAUCCUCUCUGCUCAGUGCGACCUGCAACACAUUUAUCACCACGCUGGAAGAAUGUGUCAAGAUAGCAAAUGCCAAAUUCAAGCCAGAAAUGUACCAGCUGCCUCCUCAUGAUUUACUUGCCUCGGCGGUGUCCCCUUCUCCAGUUCAGAUGAUGAAAAGGUCUAUGAGCCAUCCUGGCACGUACACAUCAGAGAGGGUUAACUAUUCAUCAAAGGAGCCAAUUUCAUCCUUCCAUCGGGCGUCUCACCGGAGACGAAGUGCUUACUCUGAUACUGAAACUUUUACUGAUGUAGAAGAAAUAGACAGGCCUGUACAGAGCCCAAGAUUUGGGAUGAAUGGCGAUUUGCCUCCUACAAGCAUUCUAGAAGAAAACGGACAUAAGUCGAGGAAACCAUCGGAGUCUGAUGAUUUUCACAUGCCAAUUUCUUCCUGAACUUAACAAAGGAAGAAUAGAUAUUACAGAUUGAAAAAGUCCUGCUAUGCAAUAGCUGCCGGUAUUUGAUUUUUGUGACAAGGAAUAAUCUCUGAACCCAUAGAUGGAUUUCGCUGCACUUUAUAAAAAUAAUGUAACAGCAAACUUUCAAGUGAAUUUUAUCUUUGUACACUUUGCAGGAGUAUUUUCCUAAUAAUCUUCACUGUAUUAAUGUGCACCCUCGAACAAACAACUGUAUAACACAUUAGAAUAUGCAAUUAUUUGUGAAGGUUUUUUCUUCUUCAAGUUAGAGGACUUGAUAGCUUUGCACAGAGAUGGUUGGUCUCAAACUCAUGAAUCUGAGAAGUCAACUUAAAUGAAAAUAAGUAGUUUGUUUCAAACUAUACAGCAUGGUGCAAGUGCCAAGAACGUUAUAAAUGUACAGCAUAUCCAUAACUACCUUUCUUGUUUUCAAGUAUUUUUUUUUUUUUUUUUUUAUGUUUCAUUGUACAGUUGCACUGAAGUUCUCAUUUAUACCAAUUACCUAGGUAGAAUUAAAGAGCCACUAUACUUA